Molecule: messenger RNA, 3435 nt
Organism: Clarias gariepinus (North African catfish)
Lineage: Eukaryota; Metazoa; Chordata; Actinopteri; Siluriformes; Clariidae
Product: mitochondrial import inner membrane translocase subunit tim16-like
Exons: 28
Coding region: 90-2846 (918 amino acids)
Biological process (GO): protein import into mitochondrial matrix
Cellular component (GO): TIM23 mitochondrial import inner membrane translocase complex
Molecular function (GO): protein binding
Source: RefSeq, a predicted model, not a curated record
CAGGAUUUCUCCCUUUCUGCUUUACCCGAGAAGAGAGUGACAGCACAGCGCCACCCGGAAGGCACGAGCCGAUCAGUGAGGAGCCGAGAAUGAACCGCUUCAAGACGUCCAAAUAUAAGAACACCACUCCGAAGAUUCCGAAAAAAGAUGAGUGGAUCCCAAAUGUGCGAGGAAGCUCCCUCAACUCUCAGGGCAACCAGAUUAAAUCCAGCUGCAGCCUCUUGGCCUUCAACACUGACCAAGCCGGUGGUGGAAAGGUGGGACUUUGCUCACUUGAUCCUGGACCUGAGGGCAAAUGGACUGUAACUUAUAUUCCCUGUCAUGCAGACCAAGUAACUGAUCUGGAUUUCUCCCCGUUUGAUGACAAUCUCUUGGCCACCUGCUCAGCUGAUGAAACGGUAAAGGUAUGGCGCGUGUGUGAUCCAGGUCAGGAGCAGCCUGUAAGCGCUAAUACAUCUUUAAGUCCUGGUGAAGGCAGACUGGAGCUGCUGCUUUUCCAUCCUGCUGCUGCAGGCUUGCUGGCAGUCGGCUCAAGCAGGGGCGUCCAGGUCUGGGACACCAGCAGAGACAAAGCCCUAGCUGUUCUGGAGCAGCAUAAGGAGCAGGUGCAGAGUCUGGCCUGGAAGGAGGACGGCUCUCUAUUGGCUUCCUCCUGCAAGGAUAAAAACCUGCGCAUCUUUGAUCUGAGAGCACAGUUGACUGCAGUUCAGUGUGCUCAAGUUCUGUAUAGCAACAAGGAUUCUCGUGUUCACUGGGUGAAAGAUGAUUACAUCCUCACUACUGGAUUCAACCAGAAUCGGCAGCAGGAGGUCCGUCUGUGGGAUUACAGGAAGCUGAACACCUCGCUAAGCUCUGUGUCUUUAGCCACCUCCAGUGGGACUUUAAUGCCAUUGUAUGAUCCUGAUUCCAGUCUCCUUGUAGUGUCAGCAAAGGGAGACAGUGUGAUUGACUGCUUUGAGGUGACCACAAGCGAGCCCUGCCUUUCACAAGUAAGCCACUGCCUGAGUGAUGCAUCCACACGUGGAAUAGCAGCGUUGCCCAAACUGGCACUGGACGUAGGUUGUUGUGAAGUGCUGCGGGUGACGCAGCUGACCGACAGUUUCAUUAUCCCUAUCAGCUAUCAAGUGCCUCGCAAGGCAGGGCAAGACUUCCAUGCUGACCUAUAUCCAGACACUGCAGGCCGCACUUCAGCCAUGACUGCAGAUGAAUGGUGGCAGGGAAUGAACAAGCAAGUGGAAAAGGUUAGCCUGCAUCCAGACAAGAGGCCAAAGGGAAAAGCUCAAGCAGCCACUGCAAAGGAAGUACCUCGUGGAAAAAGUAAAGAGGUGCCUUCCACCCCCAGUAGUGUCCUCAGUACCCCCAGUGACAGUGUGGUUCCAUCCCGCUCACCCUCCUCUACUAGUGGUCUGUCCUCUGGAUUCCUUCCCAGUCCCAGCCAGAGUUCUCGUGCCAUUCAGAGCAUGCUGGGGCCAAGCUCAAAGUUUCGUCACAUUCAGGGUGCUGUUCUGCACCGUGACACCCAUAUCACCAAUCUACGCGGCAUGAGUUUGACUACACCGGGAGAGUGUGAUGGCUUCUCUGCCAAUGGGCAGCGGGUGGCAGUGCCCCUGGCCACUGCAGGAGGGCAGAUUGCUGUGCUUGAGCUUUCUCAGCCUGGAAAGCUGCCAGACACAGCGUUGCCAACCAUCCAGAACACAGUCAGUGUGGCUGACUUCUGCUGGGACCCUUUUGACGCUCACAAACUAGUAGUUGCGUGUGAUGAUGCAAAAAUCCGGGUGUGGAAGAUUCCAAAAGGUGGACUGGUGGAAACAGUGACUGAACCCCAGUGUGUUCUACAGGGACACACUGAGAAAAUCUACUCCAUCAAGUUCCACCCCCACGCAUCAGGUCUGCUUGUAUCCUCGUCAUAUGACAUGACUGUGCGAAUGUGGAAUCUGGAAACUGGUCAAGAAAUCAAGAAACUUAGUGGACAUCAAGAUCAGAUAUUUGGAAUGGCUUGGAGUCCGGACGGCAAGUUGUUGGCUACUGUGUGUAAAGAUGGAAAAGUGCGUUUGUUUGACCCACGCAAGUCUACUGAACCUAUCCAGGAGGGCCCUGGUCCUGAGGGCCACAGAGGUGGUCGUAUUGUCUGGGUGUGUGAUGGCCAGUACAUCCUGGUAUCAGGGUUUGACUGUCGCAGUGAGCGAACUCUUUACCUGUUCUCUGCUAAGUCCUUGGCCACUGGACCUGUGGCUACUGUGCCUGCUGACGUGUCACCAUCAACUCUCGUCCCGUUCUAUGAUGCUGACACCAGCCUUGCUAUUCUCACGGGGAAGGGUGACACACGCGUGUACAUUUAUGAGAUCAUAACAGAAGCCCCUUACUUUAUGGAGUGCAGCAGCUUCCACUCCUCUGAGCCACACAAGGGCUUGUGCUUCAUGCCAAAGACGGUGUGUGAUGUACGUGACGUUGAGGUGGCCAGAGCUGUCAGACUUAGCAAGACCAGCAUUGAGCAAGUGGCCUUCAAAGUGCCCCGUGUCAAAAAAGAGUUCUUCCAGGAUGAUGUGUUCCCUGAGACAGCAGUGUGGUGGGAAUCAACUCUGAGUGCUGCUGCCUGGCUCUCUGGUUCUGACAGACAGCACCACAAGAUCAGCCUGCAACCUAAGGACAUGACCCCGGUGAGCGAGGCUCCUAAGGAAGUACCAGUGAGGAAGUACCUCCCUUCUUCUGUGUAUCUCGAAGAGAAGACUGAUGACCAGAAAAAAGAGGAGCUUUUGAGUGCCAUGGUGGCUAAGUUGGGGAACAGGGAAGAUCCACUGCCACAGGAAUUAUUUGAAGGGGUGGAUGAAGAGGAAUGGGAUGACUAAUGAGACGCCUUGGUGUCUACAGUGCCAUCAACAGAAAAUUAAAGAAACAUCCUAUCCUGCUUAAUAUCUGCAUUAUUCCUGAGAGCCAGUCUAAAGCCCAUAUCCAAUACAUCAGUUUAUGCAUCACAAAAUCCAACAAAUGUCUUCUGCAUCAAUCAGUCAGAGCUAAAUGUACAUAAUGUUAGUUAGCUGUACAGGCACUUCUGUUGUCAGUUACUAAACCAUACGACUGUUUGAAUGUACAGUGAGCCUCACAACAUUGCAUGUUUUUAAACUGUUAAUUGGAAUUUUUCUACUUUUAAAUUUGUCUUAACAUUGGAAUGUUUUACAGCCGUCUUCUUAACCCCCUCCCCUUUAUGACCCAUUUUUGCUGAUUAAUCAGGAAUACUGAUCUCUUAAAAUGCAUGCUUCCAGGUUUUAUGGUUAUAUUGCAUAGCUAUGUAAUGUGACAGACAUUGGGAAAGACACACACACACACACACACACACACACGGCUGAAACCUCCAUUUCAUUGUAGUCUGUUCUGCAGUUUUUGUAUCUCAGGCAGCUGGAAAUUGCCUAAAAUAAAUAUAAUCUUGUUCAGUAGAAA